This is a messenger RNA of Salvelinus sp. IW2-2015, 1300 nucleotides long. The record is from RefSeq and is a predicted model, not a curated record. Lineage: Eukaryota; Metazoa; Chordata; Actinopteri; Salmoniformes; Salmonidae.
UGCCGCCAAUGCAUAUCUCAAAAACAAUAUCGAUUUCACUGUGACCUGCUGCUGAUUAUCAGGCAGUGAGUAGGCUGUUACUGAGUGAGUGCAGUGCGUCCUGAUAACUUUUUACCAGUUGUAGGGCGGCUAGUUAGAUUGUCAUUAUGGAGACACCCAUUUCUAACCCCUUUUCCAUCAAAUAUUUUAACUCGGUAGAAUUCAUAUAACGGCGACAAAGGUCUGGAUAACAACUCCAGACGCACCAAAGGCUUUCGAUGAAUUCGCUCAGAGUUGGUUUAAAGUAAACUGGAAUCUAAUGUUGACUUUCCUUAUGGAAAACCGUAUCAAGCAAAGGGGAUUACACAUGCUCAAUUCUUGGGUCUCGAGCUUGCGCAAGUGGACAUUUGCAAUGGAAGGAGUGCAUCUACAUUUGGAAGUUGUCAACAUGUUCUCUGAGGAAGAGCAGACAUCCCCUACAUCCUCCUCUUCAUCGCCACCUCCAUCCUCCCACUUCAUCGGGAGGAAAGAAGACGUUGUCCAGGCCAAGCGUGUCACCAAGUUGGUGGGCGGGAGGGACGUGCUGGUUCUCUGCCACCAGGGCAAGCUCCACGCCAUGGACAUGCGCUGCUACCAUACCGGUGGACCACUGCAGGAGGGAGAUAUCGAGGAGUUUGACGGGCGGAUGUGCAUCGUGUGUCCGUGGCACAAGUACAAGAUCACGCUGGCAGAAGGCGAGGGGCUGUACCAGGCGGUGAACCCCUCGGCUACACCCCCUAAACCCACCUGGUGCUCCAAAGGGGUCAAACAGAGAGUUCACCAGGUCACAGAGGUCAACAGGGAUGUGUAUGUCACAUUUAACGACUCACCAGACACCAUUGACUCUGACUUCUACCAGACAGAGAGAUACAGGGCCACUAUGAAUAAGGCCCAGCCCAAGACUAAGAAAUUACACGAGAAGGUGACAAGCAGGAAAGUGUAAGGAUUUGGGCCAUUUUGGUUGGGGAAAAUACUAAAUGUGUCUUUCGUUAGCGCUGUGGAAUAGUAAACGGGUGGUGCAGGUACAAGACUGACUAAGUACUUCCCUAUCAGCAGCUCAAAGCGUAAUCUCUGGGUUAUCCUUUCGUAUCCUCCAGUACACUAAUUGAGCUCAAUCUUAAUCUUUUCCAAGUUUUCAAACUUGUACACACUUAAAUAUGUGUUUGAAGAUUUUCUGUUUUUGUACAGGUGCAGACUUCCUAUAUUUCUUCAGUUUUGUUUGACUUGUAAUGUCUGCGUCUAUACAGCAAACGACUUCAAGAACGAAAGCAGAACUAGUUAA